AUGGGAUUGGGACCUAUGGUUUGGAGAAGUGAGGAUUUGGGUGAGACAUUUGUUAACACGGAGAUGAUUGGUACUGCUUCUGGUAAUGAAAACCAUUAUUUGGUAACACAAAGGCCUGGUCAUGAGUUUGAGGUGUACAAGUUGGUGAUAGACCCAACUUAUGUUGAAGUGGUUGAAUGUGACAAUUUGAAUGGCUAUAAUUUAUACACUUCUAAUGGGGGAACUGGAUUUAUCAAUGCAGCUGGCCAAUUUGAGAGCGCAAACGUGUCAUCAAUUUGGAGUCACGAUUGCAUAAAAUUUAAAGGUGAUGGUCAGAUACAUGGCUUCACACCUGGCUGA
Molecule: messenger RNA, 339 nt
Organism: Ilex paraguariensis (yerba mate)
Lineage: Eukaryota; Viridiplantae; Streptophyta; Magnoliopsida; Aquifoliales; Aquifoliaceae
Source: the annotation of a GenBank genome assembly